UCAUAGAUUAAUACGCAAUCAGGUCCCUGGAAGAAAUUUUUUAUAGAUUAAUAAGCAAACAGGUCCCUGAAAGAAAUUUUUUUACAGUUUAGUCCCUUCGCCGCCGCUGGCCUGCUUCUCCGGCCACCGUGCAUUGAGCAACCUUGGCCUGGAAAACCUCCUCCCGCGCAUCCCCACCGGCGGCGGCGGCGGAGGCAUGGGGUUCUCUUUGCACCCCAUGAAGACGUCCACGCGCUUGCUGUGGAGCACCAGCUUCUUCCGCCACAAGUUCCCGGCCAUCGCCGUCGCCGUCGCCAUCGCCGCGUUCUAGCUCAGCCCCGGCAAAGCCGGUGACCUCCAGUGUUUCAAGAGGAGGUAGAGGAGCGUGUAGAUACUAUAGAUAUAUUUGCAGUUUGAAGACGAGGUGGAGGGGCGUACUUGUGCAGCAUGGACUCCGGUCGCCUCGCGUUCAGCUCCGCCGCCGCGGCGCCGUGUCGGGUCGCCGGCGCGGGUGGCGGGCAGAUGCUGCUCUUUGGCGGCCAUGGCGGCUUUCUCGGAGGCUCGCCGGCGGUGGCCGGCGUGGAGGACGCAGAGCGGCGGCGGAAGAGGCCGUUCCUGACGACGUCGCACAAGGAGCUCGAGCUCCAGCUGGACCUCGUCGAGGAGCUGUACGGCGUCGGCCUGGACGAGCAAGGGUCGUCGUCGUCGGAGGCGGCGGCGGCGAGGACGAAGCGGCGACUGACGGCGGAGCAGGUGCGAGCGCUGGAGCGGAGCUUCGAGGAGGAGAAGCGGAAGCUGGAGCCGGAGCGGAAGAGCGAGCUGGCGCGGCGGCUGGGGAUCGCGCCGCGGCAGGUGGCCGUGUGGUUCCAGAACCGCCGCGCGCGGUGGAAGACGAAGCAGCUCAAGCUCGACUUCGACCGCCUCAGGGCCGCCCACGACGAGCUCCUCGCCGGACGCGACGCGCUCCUCGCCGACAACGAAAGCCUCCGGUCGCAGGUGAUCCUAUUAACCGAGAAACUGCAAGCCAAUGGGAAGUCGCCGUCGCCGGCGCCGGCGAACCAAACCGCCGUGCCAACCACACAUGCUACAGUACGGGCAGCUGGAAGCCCUCAUUAUCAGCUCGAAGAAGGCGGCCCCUACGCGGGGAGCACCACCACGGCCGGCGGCGACGCGAUGCCUUCGCCGGCGGCACUUCUGGUCCGCGGCAGCCCGGAGUCCUACUUCGCCGGCGCUCGCUCGCCGCCAUCGUCGGAGGAGGAGGAGGACGGCUGCGGCGUCAGCGACGACGACCCCUCCUCCUCGGCCGCCUUGCUCUCGGGCGCUGUGCUCGUCGGCGCCUCCGGCUUUGAGCACGCCGUGGCGCCGGCGCCGGCGCCGGCAACGGCGACGGUGGCGGCGGACGACGAGGCGCCGCUAAGCAGCUGGGAGUGGUUCUGGAACUGAUCUAUAAUUGGGCUUUUAUAUGUUAAAUUCAAAAAUAUAUAAUGGAUUUUUUUAUGAUUGAUUACUAGCACCACGACAUUAAUGUAUGAUUAAUUAAACAUAUUAAAAUUAAGGUCGGAUUUUUUUUUCAAUUUUGAGUGUAAUCAAAUGCAAUCUUGAAGGAAGGUCACAAUGUUUAUGCACAAAUUACCUGGGCUGAAAUUGAUAU
This is a messenger RNA of Oryza brachyantha (malo sina), 1630 nucleotides long. RefSeq names its product homeobox-leucine zipper protein HOX25-like. The record is from RefSeq and is a predicted model, not a curated record. Gene Ontology annotation, cellular component: nucleus. Gene Ontology annotation, molecular function: DNA-binding transcription factor activity, RNA polymerase II-specific; sequence-specific DNA binding. Bases 427 to 1422 code for a protein of 331 amino acids. NCBI's taxonomy places the organism in Eukaryota, Viridiplantae, Streptophyta, Magnoliopsida, Poales, Poaceae. Gene Ontology annotation, biological process: positive regulation of DNA-templated transcription. The transcript is spliced from 3 exons.